UUGUAAUUGGAUGGAGUUUGAAGUAAAUGUAACCAAUGGGAUGCUUCUCUGAGAGACUGACAGUUUUGAUCUCUAAUCAAGUACACUUGUUAAAUUGACAGGAUAAUUUGAUUGGAUUAAAAUAAUAUUAUUAUCAGAGCAAAGGUAAACUGCGCAGGACGUCGGACGUCCCAUCAGUUUGAGGAAGUGCGUCCUUUAGGAAUUUAAAGUCAUUACAUCAGGGGGUCUGGAUACUGAACAUAUUUAUCAUCAUCUGCCCUGCUUGACGUCUUCAUAGCAGGAAAGAGCAGGCCUGCUACCCCGGGGUACAAAGCAGCUCUGAGCCGCUGAAAACAUCGACUGCAUUUGCAACUGCACAGUCUUCCUUCUCAGACGUGGGUGGCAAACGCAAAUCUUCCGGUGCCGCAGCAGAGAAAGGUGUCAAGGCACCAGACCGAGAAGUGAGGACACGCCGCGAACAGUGAAUGACAGCAUAAAUGUAUCUUCACGUAAAGCCACGGUAGGAGGAAAAGGCAGCGAGAAGCUCAUUGUUUUUUAUUGCAACAGAGGAGGAAAUAAUGAUGGUGAUCAUGAUCGGAAGGGGAUUUUGCAAGCCCAGAUUUGGAAAACGUGGAAGCAGGACCGGAUUGUGUCCUUCCCUGUGCGGGAUUCUGGUGUGCGCGGCAGUGUUCGCGUUUCUCUUCGUGGACUUCAUUGAGACGUGGGUCACCUCGGUGGGCAUGAGCAGGACGAUGGAGCCGCAUGCUCCCAUCAUCUCGCCCCAGAGCUUCCCCCCAUCCAGACCCGAGGAGUUCCUGCUCAUGCCCAGCCCGCUGGUGUGCCAGCGCGCCAAGCCUUACCUCAUCACAAUAGUCACGUCCGCACCUGCCAAUCAGCGAGCUCGCCAAGCCAUCAGAGACACCUGGGGAGGAGAGGUGGAGGUAAGGGGCCUACGGGUCAUGACCCUCUUCAUGGUGGGCGUGGCCUCUGAUCCUGGCCUGGGAAAGCUGCUGAUAGAAGAAGCACGGGAGAAAGGGGACCUGGUUCAGGGCCGGUUUUUGGAUUCCUACUCCAACCUCACUCUGAAGACCCUGGCCAUGCUGGGCUGGGCCCGCAGGUUCUGCCCUCAGGCUCACUUCAUGGCCAAAGCGGAUGAUGAUGUCUUCUUCAAUCCUAGUGCCCUCCUGCACUUCCUGAACAAAAGCCGGAACUCCUAUGAGCAAGGUGACAUGUAUCUUGGUAGAGUCCAUCUCCAUGUGGCCCCAAACCGUGACCCGGAAAGCAAGCACUACCUCCCCUCAGGGGCCUACCCGUUGUCUGUGUUUCCUGACUAUUGCAGUGGUACAUCCUACGUGUUUUCCCGCUCUGCAUUGCUCAAAGUCACCCUUGCAGCCUCAGCAUCACCUCUAUCCACGCCUUUACCCCCCGAGGAUGUGUUUGUAGGCCUCUGUGCCUACGCUGCUGGAGUGCGGCCCUCGCAUUGCCCUCUCUUUGCUGGGGGUCCUCCUGUGCCAUACGGCCGUUGCUGCUAUCAGGCCAUGGUGUCCGUCCACCAUGUCACACCCAAGGAGAUGCUGGAAUACUGGAAAGAUGUCCAUUCAUCCCCCACCUGCUCCUGGCUGAGUCAGCGUGCUUCUCUGGGGAUGUGCAAAGUCAGGGCAAUCCUGGGCACAGCCCUGGGCCGGGAGCAAUGACUGUGACUUUUACUAGGAGGUUGGACUCACAGGCACUUUGCCUUGCACAACAAGCUGUGAAUCUACCUGCACUGAUUAUUUAAGCCUAUUGUCAUUAUUAGAGCUUUAUUUUUAUAAGAACAUUACAUUAUUUAUCUUUUUUGUUCAGAAAACAGGAUAAGUUCUGGUUUUCUAGGUCUUUGUCUCACAGCAUCUAGCUUUGUGACAUGCAGCCGAUGAACAAUAUAAGCAUGCUGCUUAUGCAGCUGCUCAUGAUGAAUGCAUGUAGGAGAAUUGCUUUCAGACUCACUAUCUCCAAUAUUUAAAUGCUGCAAGUCUCGUCUAUUCACACACAGGCAGUCUAGUAUGAGGUUCGUUUGAUUGUAGUACCCAGUCUAAAAGCCUAAAUGCAUGUAUCGCAAAACCAAAGCAAUAGAUUCAGUCCAAUCAAACACAAAUACUCUAUAGUACAAGUUUAUUUUAAUUACAUUCAGUGUAGGCAUGCAAUUUAAAUGGAGGCAAGAAGCAGACUCGGCUCAAAGUGUGAUUUAAAUUACCAGUUUAGGUGACAGAUUUUUAACACUGGUUUACUUUGCAGCCAGAAACUGAAAGUACAUCAUAAAACAGCUGCACUUUAACUACUCUGGUAACAGUGAAGUAAUUUCACAAAGGAUAUACUGAAUUUCUGGUGUGCCUUGGUACAUAAAAAAAACUAUAAUAGAAAAAUGUUUUUUUUAGGAAAUGAAGGAUGUAUACAUUUCCUGAGCUUUUUUGUUCUUUUUUCUUACUCUGGAAAUGUAUGGAUCAAAUUGCGGCCUCAAUAAAUAACAUGUUGAGUAAAAUCGGUCUGCUUCUUUUACUCUGUUUUUCCGCUGAGCCUUCCUGCGUCUCCAAGACAGAUAAACAAAAGUUCAAUUUACAAGAGAAAAAACAAGUUGAGGGAGGCUAAAAUUCUAAAUCUGACAUUUACUUUUGAGAAAUUACCCAGUUUUAAUCAACACGAUAAAAUAAUCUCUAGUUAUUCAGAAAAUACACCUGAAGUUACCACAAUUUAACAAUGACCGUAGUACAGAUGGCAUCAGUUCAAUUUAGAAAGUAACUGCUUUAGGCCACAUUAUCUCAUGAUUAAAAACUGUAUACCCUUUGGAAAUACCGAGCUAUAAAUGCUUCUUUGAGCUCAGAAUAAAACGGUUUCCAGACAAAUGGAGUCAGAUAUUGGAUGCUUGAAGGCAUUGUCCUGAAGUUUCUUUGUCAAACAUUUUGUUGCGCUAAGGUCAGCACUCUGAUUUUUCUAACGACUAACUUGUAAUUCAUGUGAUUUCUUUUAUACAGUUUUGGUCAGAAGUUGCAUACGUGCAUCAAUGUUAUCAUUUUGUGGCUUUUAUUGAUCUUUUCCUCCCACUUCUUUUUUCUGGUUCAAUUUUUAUACAACUGUAAAACAACUGGGUGCACUUAAAUUAUUUAAUUUACUGGGGAUUUUCUCUAAUCUACAUUAAGUCCAAAUAGACUUGAAAAAUACAAAGCUGUGAAAAAGUAUUUACCCCUUAACAGAUUUUUUUCUAAACUUUUAGAUCUUGUGCAUUUUCAGAUUAAAAAGCUGAUCAGAGGUAACCUGAGUAAAUGCAAAAUAAAAUUUUUAAAUUAUGACAUAUUUAUUAAAUGAGGAAAAAAAACCUCCCGAACCCACCUGACUUAAUGUAGAAAUCAAUGAUCGCUCCCUAAAACUAAUACCUGGUUGUGCCAAACUUCGCAGCAACUGGUGUCAAGCUUCUGUGAUAGUUGAGGAUGAGUCUUUUACAUCACUGAGGAGGAAUCUCAGCCCACUGUUCUUCGCAGGUUUAUUUUCAUUUAGCCAUAUUGUAGGGUUUUUGAGAAUGAACAACCUGCUUAAGGUGAUGCUACAUCACAUCAAUUUAAUUUCUUCAUUCUACAUGUCUGGCAGGAGACCUGUGUGUGGAUAGAGAAAGGUAAUUGAAAAUUAUACAACACAGGCAACUUAUGAUUUAACAAGGGGGGAAAUUGUUUUUUUUCCAACAGUCGGGUUGGUUUGGAUAAUUUUUUUCCCCUUAAAUGAAAUCAUUUUAUAACUGUUUUUUUGUAUUUAUCUGGGUUACAUUUCACAGGUCCACAAAUUUGUUUGAUGAUCUGAAACUUUUCAGCCUGAUUUAAAAAAAAAAAAACUGAAUAAAUUAGUUGUAAAGCUGCCUUCUGGAGUGAUUGCAUCACUAUUACCAGAUGGCCAAUAGUAUUUUUGAGAGGCACUUCCUUCUAUGAGCUUUACAAGGGAAGUGGUGGCAUAGAAAGCAGGGCAUUUGCAUUCUGGAGAGGCCUCAAGUUUCUCUGUUCAAAACACAGACUGCCAUUCCAGGUCCCUGAGCAAAACCCUUAACCCCAGAAUGCUUCUAGUGCGCUGCACAGUGACAGCCCACUGCUCCCUAAGGGAUGGGUUAAAUGCAGAGGACAAAUUUUGUUGGAAUGAUAAAUUGCAAUGACAAAUAAAUGUGAUUAAUAAUAUCCGUAGGCUGAUGCUGUCGAGUGCCUUGCUACGGUGUACUCAUGCGUUGCCAGGUACCAGUGACAGAAAGCCCCACCCGUUUCAAUGUAAAUAAAAUCUGUAAUUUCCCAAAAAGGGCAAAACGAUUAUUUUUAAUAACUACAAUUUAUGCAUUAGAACAUUAUCAGAGGUUUGAGAUGUCCCUUCCUGUGAAGAUGCAUGCAUGGUUCUGGUCAAGAACUGUAGUAUAUCAUAAACACAUCUAAAAGUAAACUUGUCUAUCAUUUGCACCUGAGCCAGACGGCGCAUUUAUUCAGUUUCACUGAUCCAAUCAGCAACAGUUUUCAUUUUCUAAUUAUGUGAUUAAACCUGUUAUGGGAUUCUUAAAAUCUGUUAUAUUCUAGCAAUUACCGCCUUAAAUUAUCUUCAGGCAA
Messenger RNA from Girardinichthys multiradiatus, 4580 nucleotides. RefSeq names its product UDP-Gal:betaGlcNAc beta 1,3-galactosyltransferase, polypeptide 4 (gene b3galt4). The record is from RefSeq and is a predicted model, not a curated record. Gene Ontology annotation, cellular component: membrane. Gene Ontology annotation, molecular function: N-acetyl-beta-D-glucosaminide beta-(1,3)-galactosyltransferase activity. The coding region runs from base 558 to 1673 and encodes 371 amino acids. The transcript has a single exon. Lineage: Eukaryota; Metazoa; Chordata; Actinopteri; Cyprinodontiformes; Goodeidae.